Misgurnus anguillicaudatus (oriental weatherfish) is the source of this 5711-nucleotide messenger RNA. The record is from RefSeq and is a predicted model, not a curated record. Lineage: Eukaryota; Metazoa; Chordata; Actinopteri; Cypriniformes; Cobitidae.
UCAGCAGCUUCAUGUGGGGUGAAGGGUUUGGUUUGUAUUUCUGGAUGUUCAGCCACCUGGAGACUUUUUGCAGGAGUUUUAGUGUCCGUCUGUAGGACACUUCAGUCUUUUUGUUUUGUUUUUUGUUAUUUUUUUCUGAAUUUGCCCGCAUGGUUAAAUAUAAUGAUCCUGUCGCUACAUCCAAGGACUUUACUGCUAUUAGUGGCAACACAAGUCGCAUUUGUGGCCGUUGUCAGAUGCCAGGAGGACGGAGAUGACCAGGAUCCAGGCAGCUGCGUUCAGGACGGCCAGCUCUAUAGCGACAAGGAUGUGUGGAAACCGGAGCCGUGUCGCAUUUGUGUUUGUGACACUGGCACGGUCCUGUGUGAUGAAAUCGUCUGUGAGGAGCUGAAAGACUGUCCCAAACCCGAGAUCCCGUUUGGGGAGUGCUGCCCGGUCUGUGCUGCUGACCCGCCUUCCCCCGGGUUGCCAGGUGCUAAGGGACAAAAGGGGGAACCAGGAGACAUAACAGAUGUUGUGGGGCCGAGGGGACCGGCGGGGCCUACGGGACCGCCAGGAGAACAAGGACCACGGGGAGCGAGAGGAGACAAGGGCGAGAAGGGAAAUCCUGGCCCCCGUGGUAGAGAUGGUGAACCCGGUAUCCCUGGAAACCCUGGGCCCCCUGGACCCCCGGGGCCAAAUGGACCCCCUGGCCUUGGUGGAAACUUUGGUGCUCAGAUGGCCGGUGGAUUUGAUGAUAAAGCUAGCGCACAAAUGGGUGUGAUGCAAGGACCAAUGGGACCGAUGGGGCCGCGAGGACCACCAGGCCCCAAUGGAGCUCCUGGCCCACAAGGAUUUCAAGGAAACCCAGGAGAAGCCGGAGAGCCCGGAUCAGCCGGCUCGAUGGGUCCCCGUGGCCCACCUGGUCUCCCAGGCAAACCUGGAGAUGAUGGUGAAGCAGGAAAACCUGGUAAUAGUGGUGAACGUGGACCAAAUGGACCUCAGGGAGCCCGUGGAUUUCCAGGAACACCAGGUCUACCUGGAAUCAAGGGACACAGAGGUUACCCAGGUUCUGAUGGUGCUAAAGGAGAAUCUGGAGCUGUUGGAUCUAAAGGUGAGGCUGGCUCGACCGGAGAAAGUGGGGCUCCUGGACCAAUGGGUCCUCGUGGUUUACCUGGUGAACGUGGACGGCCGGGACCUUCUGGAACUGCUGGUGCUCGUGGAAAUGAUGGCUUACCUGGUCCUGCUGGUCCUCCGGGUCCUGUUGGUAUAAUUGGAGCUCCUGGUUUCCCGGGAUCUCCCGGGGCUAAGGGUGAAGCAGGUCCUACCGGUGCCCGUGGACCUGAGGGUGCACAAGGACCUCGUGGAGAGUCUGGUGUCCCUGGAGCUCCAGGGCCUUCUGGAGCCUCUGGUAACCCUGGCACAGAUGGAAUCCCUGGAGCCAAAGGAUCAGUUGGGGCUUCUGGUAUUGCCGGUGCUCCUGGUUUUCCGGGUCCUCGUGGCCCUCCUGGACCUCAGGGUGCAACAGGUCCUCUUGGACCAAAGGGACAGUCUGGUGAUGCUGGCCUGGCAGGGUUCAAGGGUGAAGCUGGUCCCAAAGGAGAGAUUGGUAAUGCUGGACCUCAAGGGGCCCCUGGCCCUUCUGGAGAGGAAGGUAAGCGAGGACCCAGAGGAGAGCCUGGUGCACUUGGACCCAUCGGACCACCUGGAGAAAGGGGUGCACCUGGUAACCGAGGUUUUCCUGGACAAGAUGGUCUGGCUGGUCCAAAGGGCGCUCCGGGGGAGCGUGGAUCUCCGGGAUCAUCAGGGCCUAAGGGAGCCGGCGGUGAUCCGGGAAGGCCUGGAGAACCCGGUCUGCCCGGUGCAAGAGGUCUGACCGGGCGUCCGGGCGAUGCUGGUCCACAGGGCAAAGCUGGUCCAUCUGGAGCUCCUGGUGAAGAUGGCCGUCCAGGACCACCGGGCCCUCAGGGUGCUCGCGGUCAGCCUGGAGUGAUGGGAUUCCCCGGACCCAAGGGUGGCAGUGGUGAGGCUGGGAAAGCUGGAGAGAAAGGACUCGCUGGAGCUCCUGGUUUACGUGGUCUGCCUGGUAAAGACGGUGAGACCGGUGCGGCGGGACCUCCAGGACCAGCUGGUGUUGCAGGUGAAAGAGGUGAACAGGGUCAGCCCGGUCCUUCAGGUUUCCAGGGUCUGCCCGGACCCCCUGGCCCCCCUGGUGAAGGAGGUAAACCUGGUGACCAGGGUGUUCCAGGAGAAGCUGGAGCUGCUGGAGCCACAGGACCUCGAGGUGAGCGUGGUUUCCCAGGAGAGAGAGGAGGUGCAGGACCAGCUGGCCUUCAGGGGCCGCGUGGUCUUCCAGGAACACCAGGAACCGAUGGGCCGAAGGGUGGUGUUGGGCCUGCUGGUCUUUCUGGCGCUCAGGGCCCUCCAGGUUUGCAGGGAAUGCCUGGUGAGAGAGGAACGCCUGGAAUUUCAGGACCAAAGGGUGAUAGAGGUGACAUUGGUGAGAAAGGACCUGAAGGCGCUCCUGGUAAAGAUGGUGCAAGAGGUUUAACAGGUCCACUUGGUCCUACUGGUCCUUCUGGACCCAACGGUGAGAAGGGAGAAUCUGGACCUGCGGGGCCCUCUGGACCUGCCGGUACCCGUGGAGUUCCUGGUGACAGAGGAGAAACCGGUCCUCCUGGUCCCGCUGGUUUUGCUGGUCCACCAGGUGCAGAUGGACAGCCUGGUGUUAAAGGAGAACAGGGUGAAGGGGGACAGAAAGGUGACGCUGGUGCUCCCGGCCCUCAGGGACCCUCCGGAGCUCCAGGUCCUCAGGGACCAACUGGUGUGUCUGGACCAAAGGGGGCUCGUGGUGCUCAAGGACCUCCUGGUGCCACAGGUUUCCCUGGAGCUGCUGGUCGAGUUGGACCGCCAGGUCCUAAUGGCAACCCUGGUCCUGCUGGUUCUGCUGGCCCUCCUGGUAAAGAUGGUCCCAAGGGUGUACGAGGUGAUGGUGGUCCUCCUGGAAGACCAGGUGAUGCUGGCUUACGUGGGCCAGCCGGUACUUCGGGCGAGAAGGGAGAGCCUGGUGAAGAUGGUCCUCCUGGUCCGGAUGGCCCAUCAGGUCCUCAGGGUCUGGCUGGACAGCGUGGUAUUGUUGGACUUCCUGGACAGCGUGGUGAAAGAGGUUUUCCUGGCUUGCCUGGACCUUCUGGGGAGCCUGGGAAACAAGGGGCUGCUGGUGGACCUGGAGAUCGUGGACCCCCAGGACCUGUAGGAGCUCCUGGACUGACAGGAUCUGCUGGAGAACCUGGUCGAGAGGGAAAUCCUGGAUCUGAUGGUCCUCCUGGUCGAGAUGGUGCUCCAGGAAUCAAGGGUGACAGAGGUGAAACUGGUCCAUUUGGAUCUCCUGGUGCUCCAGGUGGUCCUGGUGCACCUGGUCCGGUCGGACCCACCGGUAAACAGGGAGACAGAGGAGAGGCCGGACCAAAAGGACCUGCUGGACCUCCUGGCCCUGCUGGAGGUCGGGGAAUGCCUGGACCACAAGGACCACGUGGAGAUAAGGGAGAGUCUGGUGAUACAGGUGACAGAGGACAGAAAGGACACAGAGGAUUCACCGGACUUCAGGGUCUGCCUGGGCCUCCUGGGCAGCCUGGUGACCAGGGUGCUACUGGACCCGCUGGACCAGGUGGAGCGAGAGGACCCCCAGGCCCUGUUGGUCCAUCUGGAAAAGAGGGAUCAAAUGGUAUGCCUGGACCCAUCGGACCCCCUGGACCUCGUGGUCGUUCUGGAGAGACUGGGCCAGCCGGUCCCUCUGGAAACCCCGGACCCCCCGGUCCUCCUGGACCUCCAGGGCCUGGCAUUGACAUGUCUGCAUUUGCUGGUCUCUCUAACCUUGAGAAGGGUCCAGAUCCCUUGAGGUACAUGAGGGCAGACCAAGCCGCAGACGGAAUUCGCCAGCAUGACACAGAGGUAGAUGCCACUCUGAAGACCCUGAACAAUCAGAUGGAGAACAUCCGCAGCCCUGAUGGAACUAAGAAGAACCCUGCCCGUACCUGCAGAGAUCUCCGACUCUGCCACCCAGAUUGGAAGAGUGGCGAGUACUGGAUCGAUCCUAACCAGGGCUGCACUGUUGAUGCUAUCAAGGUGUUCUGUAACAUGGAGACUGGUGAGACCUGUGUCUAUCCAAAACCCUUGAAUAUACCACGCAAGAACUGGUGGACCACAAAGGGUACUGAACGCAAGCAUGUUUGGUUUGGAGAAGCAAUGAAUGGUGGAUUCCACUUUAGCUAUGGGGAUGAAAAUUUGGCACCUAAUACAGCAAGUAUACAGAUGACCUUCCUAAGACUACUGUCCACAGAGGCCUCGCAGAACCUGACGUACCACUGCAAAAACAGCGUGGCCUACAUGGAUGAAGCCAAUGGCAACCUGAAGAAGGCUCUGCUGCUACAGGGCUCCAACGACGUGGAAAUCAAAGCAGAGGGCAACAGCCGUUUCACUUACACUGUUCUUGAGGAUGGCUGCAAGAAACACACAGGACAAUGGGGAAAGACAGUUAUUGAAUACAGGUCACAGAAGACUUCACGUCUACCCAUUGUGGACAUUGCACCUAUGGAUAUUGGAGGAGCAAACCAGGAGUUUGGAGUGGAUGUGGGCGCAGUCUGCUUCUUAUAAAGACAAAGGAACAGAUGAAACCAGCGUAGAUACGAGAGACAGCACACACUCCAGAGCGAGGGAUUAAGUGAGAGAGGAAGUGAAGAACCAGGACACAUUGAUGAGUAGAAUAAGAGUUUCUGAAGGUGUUUGUUUCAAGUAUGCACUGAUACAGCAAAACUCAUCUGUGACUGAUCAAUAACCGGAGCUGAAGCCUCUCUCUGUCCACGCACCCUCUUCCUUCUGGAAAUGAUACAUACGGGAAUAUGCCAGUAAACAUGACAGGAAAAGUAAAUGGGCAUCUUGGGUUUAUUUAUUUAUUGUUAAGGUGCUAUUCCCACUGUGCAUUUGGAUCAAGUAUACCAGUGACUUCCCUACUUAAUGUUUUGAUUAUCUUCAUCUAUCAUUAUAUGGUCCACAUGCAUUUAACAAAACCCUGAACAUUGACAAUCACGUGCAAACACCACAGUGUACUGUAUGUAUAUUGCUGUGCAUUAAAACUUAAUCAAUGGUGCUAAUCUUAUAAAACACCUUUCCCAACAACUGGAUAUAUAAAAAACAUCUUCAUGCUUGAUGUAUAAUUUCUGUGAGUCCAUUAUCUUUAGGUUAUAUUCGUCUUUGACUCCCUAAACCUUUAAUAUAUUUAGUGUACUUUUGAAAGAAUUUUACUCUUAAGCUACCUCACCUAAAAUGGCCAUAGUAAUUAGGCAGAACGUGAUCUGUUAUGUAUUCAUAACAACCGUUCUGAUGUCCAGUCUUUAAAAUAUCUUUGUUGGUGAGAUCUAGAGGUCCAUUCUGGUAUAAUUAAAUUCACAAGGUCUUGGCUAAAUGUGAUAGUGGCAAAGCUAAAGGUUGUAUAAUUGUUUGUCUUUUCUCUGGUUUUACUUCAUGUAAAUUUAUUUGCAACAUUUCAAAAUGUAGGACCCAACAAUUUCUCUUUUAAGCGUUUUACAUUUUCCGUUUCUGAUGCACUCCUAGAGUACGAGCCGGCAACUCCUGCACGUCAACCCAUCGUCCUUUUGUGUGGUGCUGUUUUGUGAUUUUUUUUCUAAAAUAAAAGGAAAAUACAUUUAUGAUCGUCAUAUAGUAUGGGGAACAGA